This is a messenger RNA of Pseudogymnoascus destructans, 306 nucleotides long. RefSeq lists its product as uncharacterized. NCBI's taxonomy places the organism in Eukaryota, Fungi, Ascomycota, Leotiomycetes, Thelebolales, Thelebolaceae. Bases 1 to 306 code for a protein of 101 amino acids. The transcript has a single exon. The record is from RefSeq and is a predicted model, not a curated record.
AUGAACUAUCGUAGCAAUGAAUGGACAAUGGGUAUCCACUGGGCUCUCCCCCUUCUUCAGGAGAUUUUGCCUGCUGAAGUUUACGCCAAGCUUCCCGAUAAUGCCUGCAACCUUACAGAGGGCAUCCAUUCUGGCCACUACCCCAUCAUCAACGGCGAGACUGGCGAUGUGAUGGUGGGAGUGCCUUACGCACACGGCUUACGAGUUGCGCGUAGCAAGAUGAGAGCAUUAUGCGCUGAGGGCAUCAACGUGCAGGUGAGUCGAUCCUGGCAGAAUAGCACCAUCCCGUGGCAAAUUUGGGGAUGA